AUGAUUUAUGCGGUUUUCAACAAGCUAUGGGGUAGGAAAUGUAGAAUCACCAUACAAAAGUUGGAUGAAUCCAGUUAUCUUUUUCACAUUCCUGAUGAAGCUUCGAGGAAUUGGGUACUUUCAAGAGGUAUUUGGCACAUUGACGACUGCCUAAUGUUUUUUGCUCCACGGACACCAGAAGCAACCCUAGCUAUUCCUGAGAUCAAGACUAUUCCUAUUUGGGUAACUUUUAAAAAGAUACCUCACAUUGUUUACUCAAUUCCGGGAAUUAGUCACAUAGCUUCCGGGUUAGGAGCUCCAAUGGCGACUCAUAAACCUCACUUGGAUCCCAUACAUAUGGGAGAAGCAAAAAUCCUAGUUGAAGUAGAGUUGAGUAAAGCUUUUCCUCAAAGGAUUGCAGCAAGCGACGAUAUGGGUUUCAUUUCUAUGGUGGAUGUCGAAUAUGCGUGGUUGCCCACUGUUUGUACUAGAUGCGGACAAUUAGGACACAAGGUGAAGCGUUGUCUACAAUCUGAUAAAGAUGAAGCGAAGAACACUGAUUCUGCUGUUGAGGAGGUCCAAGUACCAUCUGAAUCUGCUGUUGAGGAGGCCCAAGCUCCAUCAGAUUCAGUCGUCAUCAACAAGACAUCUACUAAUACUCUGGAACAACCAAAUGCGCUGUCAUAUGCUGAAAAAUCUGUGGUUGCUAUGUCACAUAUUCCAUCAGAUAUGGAGGUAUCUCCUCCUAAUAUUCUCCUUGUUAUGCAUAAUGCAUCAACGUCGGUUGAUCCAGUCACUGAAAAUGAGGAUGAUUUGUUAUCUUUAGCUACUUUAUCUAUUCUUGAGAACAUGUGCAUGCCUCCUUCGUCUGUUUGCAUCAACGAGACUGAGGAGUCUCCGUCUGAUCCUUCCCAUGAGUCAUCAAUUGAUGCAAUUCCCAGCGUUGAAGUAAACGCUCCAACAGUCACUCAGUUACAAAUAGGAAAAGAUGAAACAAUUGAGGUAGACCUUGGCUCUAACAUAUUUGCUUCAUUAAUAUCUUUCGAGGAAGAAGAAGAUUUCAUAGAUUCAGAUAAGGAGACGGGACCCAUGGAUCUUAUGACACCUUCGGGGAAAAGGAUCCUUCGGGAGAGACCAGUUAAACCUUCCACAAAAGCAAAGGAGAUGCAUUGGCAUCCCACUAGCCGUGGACGAGGAAAUCGGGGUCGUGGACGACGCGGUGGACACGGUUAG
Raphanus sativus (radish) is the source of this 1212-nucleotide messenger RNA. RefSeq lists its product as uncharacterized. Gene Ontology annotation, molecular function: zinc ion binding; nucleic acid binding. Bases 1 to 1212 code for a protein of 403 amino acids. The transcript has a single exon. NCBI's taxonomy places the organism in Eukaryota, Viridiplantae, Streptophyta, Magnoliopsida, Brassicales, Brassicaceae. The record is from RefSeq and is a predicted model, not a curated record.